CUCCACUGUCUUAUACAAUCUCGUUUCCGCUUCUUAGAGUAAUCAACUUAAUUGAGAAGAUUUGAGUUUUUUUUUUAAGGGACUAGCGUAAAUAAAAGACGUUCUGAUCCACACCCCCAUACCAGCUGGUAGCGGUAAUGCGUCGUUUCGUUGUUUGCCACGCGCCAAUAAACACGAAGAAGAAGAAGAAGAAGAAGAAGAAGAAGAAGAAGAAGAAGAAGAAGGCGCGCGGAUGACGUGACGGACGUGGACGCGCGAUAGCGCAGGGCCGUUGACUUUCACCGUCGCUACGUUUGUUGGCCGUUGUGUGUCAGGGUCGAAAAUGUCUUUAUUUCGCUUCCUCUUGUCCGGGGACCGGUGAAAGAGAGCGGUCGGUGUUGAGGUUAGAGCCGUCUGUCCGUCAGCCUGUCAGUCAGCCUGUCAGUCAGCCUGUCAGUCAGCCUGUCAGUCAGCCUGUCAGUCAGCCUGUCAGUCAGCCUGUCAGUCAGCCUGUCAGUCAGCCAGCAUGAGUCUUCCAGCCUUGCAGAACACCGGCGUGCUCUACCGGAGGAUCCUGUCUCACUUCCCGCAGGACUUCAGCCUGGCCUUCGCCUACGGGUCAGGAGUCUUCAAGCAACACGGCACCACUCAGGGUCAGAUGGGGAAGAACAUGGUGGACUUUGUGUUUGCGGUGGAUGACCCCGUCACCUGGCACACCAUGAACCUGCUGCAGAACCGAAAGCAUUACUCUAUCCUGAAGCUCCUGGGGCCCAGAAAGAUAAGCUCCAUCCAGAACGACCACGGGGCCAGGGUGUAUUACAACACACUGGUUCCUGUGGAUGGAAGGGUCAUCAAGUACGGUGUGAUCAGCACGGAGGCCCUGGUUGAUGACCUGAUGCACUGGGAGACCCUGUACAUCGCCGGACGCCUACACAAACCAGUGAAGAUGCUGGUGCAGAAUGAGAGUGGGAAGCUUCGUGCGGCUCUCAUGGGGAAUCUGAAGAGUGCCGUGAUCGCCUCCUUCCUCAUGCUGCCUGAGAGCUUCACUGAGGAAGACCUCUUCCUGCAGAUAGCUGGCCUGUCCUACGCUGGGGACUUCAGGAUGGUGAUUGGAGAGGACAAGUCCAAGGUUUCCAAUAUUGUCAAAGACAACAUCCAACACUUGAGGAUCCUGUACAGCAACAUCCUUCAGGACUGCUCUCAGGUGGUCUACAAGCCUCAGCAGGGGAAGCUGGAGGUGGACAAGAGCCCUGAAGGUCAGUUUGUCCAGCUGAUGGCGCUCCCGCGGACCUUACAGCAGCGGAUCACCAGGCUGGUGGAUCCUCCUGGGAAGAACCGAGACGUGGAGGAGAUCCUGCUGCAGGUGGCCCAGGACCCGGACUGUGGAGCGGUCGUACAACAGGGUAUCUCUUCCAUCGUGAAGUCCUCCAGUGUAACACAGAGCAUCAAAGGCAUCGCCACAGCCGGGUUGUGGAAGACAGUGUCGUACAGCUCCAAGAAACUCAUUAAGAUGUGGAGAGGAUGGAGAAGGAAGCCGUCUGUCUCCCAGCUGUCCUGACCCUGUCUUGUCUGGCGUCUUUUCUCAUCUCUAGCCGUCAGCCAGGAAAGCACUGGACCGUCUGUCUGUCCAUCAGACACCUGUCUAACCCCCCACCUCAACACCAGCAAACAACACUGACCUCUGUACUCAUCAGUCCAUCUUCCCUGUGGGAUGGGAUCACUGAGCUCCUGUUCAGCUUUGUGUCAGUAGUCUUAACAUCCUGGCUGUCCUUGUCACUUCCCUGGGUCAGAUAAAAAAUAAAUAAAGAGGGGCUGAGAAGUAAACUUCCUCAAGAACAAAUUCUUGAUGUUUUACCAGUCAGUCUGAAUGAAGUCUGUAGGACUUUUUUCUUAUUUGUGGAGGGGACACGCUACAAACUGGAUUCACACACUGUCAGACUGGUUGUGAUGGACUACAUGUUGAUGGCGUUGUGAGCCAGACUGGUCACGAGAGUCGAUCACAUUGAUUUUCAUCAGGUUGGGUCUGGACUGUCUCUCAGUGAUAGAAAGUUUAAAAAGUGGAUGGUUAACUCUCCACUCUGGAGACCGAGCCAAAGAGGCUACAGAGUCGAGACGGACACAGAGAAGUAACAAACAUCAACGGUGGCGGUGAUGAACGAGGUGGUUGGUUUGGUUGAAGAAGCCGAAUCAUUUCUGGGCAGUUCAAGAAUGACACUGACUUCCUCUUCAUUUCCCCUGUAUAAGUCUGUCUGUGGCUGUGGUCUGGCUGAUAGACUAAUACAUAUGAUCACUGAUUGAAGGGUUGGCAGCAGGCGAUCAGAAAAUUUUGACCUCAUGCCUUCAAGACUGCUGCGCUCUGCAUCCAGAAUUUUCUCUCAUCAGGCCCGAAAAAGAUGAAUUUAACUCCCGUCUUCCGUCAAAGCUACUGACAUUUGUAAUUUGUGAUAUUGGGCAAUACAAAUAAAAUUGACUUGACUUGACAUAAUUCAUCCAUUCCUCCAUUAUCUGAACCGCUUAUCCUGCUCUCAGGGUUGCGGGGAUGCCGGAGCCUAUCCCAGCAGUCAUUGGGCAGCAGGCGGGGAGACACCCAGGACAGGCCACCAGGCCAGACAUAAUUCAAGAAAGCCCUAAAAACAUUACUUUUGCAGGCCCAUCUUAAUCUAUAGUCCCUAAACCAGACUGUUCGGCAAUAUAGUCCAACUAAAUUUUGAUUUUUCUUCUUUUUUUGGGGGGUUCCCUGUUUUUCUCCCCAAUUGUACUUGGCCAAUUACCCCAUUCUUCCGAGCCGUCCCGGUCGCUGCUCCGCCCCCCCCCCCCGAUCCAGUGAGGGCUGCAGACUACCACAUGCCUCUUCCGAUACAUGUGGAGUCACCAGCUGCUUCUUUUCACCUGACAGUGAGGAGUUUAACCAGGGGGACGUAGCACAUGGCAGGUUCACGCUAUUCCCCAGUUCACCCUCCCCCCCAGUUCACCCUCCCCCUGAACAGGUGCCCCGACCGACCAGAGGAGGCGCUAGUGCAGCGACCAAGACAUAUACCCAUAUUCAGCUUCCUACGGCCAAAUGUGUCUGUAGGGACGCCCGACCAAGCCAGAGGUAACACAGGGAUUUGAACCAGUGAUCCCUGUGUUGGUAGGCAAUGGAAUAGACUGCUAUGCUACCUGGACACCCCUCUAAAUUUGGAUUUUGAAUUGCCUAUUACAUGCAUGAGUAUUGGUGAUCUAGCUGUUGUGCAACUUAAGAGUGCAUAUUAUGUGAAGGACAGUUUAUCUGGCAAUUCCUGGCUCUUUGUCGGUGGGGUUGGAUAGAAGUGUCUGCCUAGUGAGAACAUGUAUAAAAUGUGAAUAACAAAACGAGGCAAAUCACACGCACAGUGCAGACGUUGUGUACACGUGUUGGCUGUGUGAUGGACAUCGCUCUACAGAAGAAGGAAUUUUCCUCUGCUGCUGUGUCCGUUUCCGCUUCUGCUGCGUCAUAUCUCAAUUUUGAUGGCACCUUGGAUUGGCCUCCAGAGCCACAUGGACCGUCCACUUUUUGGACAGGCCCCCCUGUCUGAAAUAUCUCUGGAUGAGAAGGCCAGACCCAAGCUUGGAAGAGAUCAGUGUGAUCGGUUGUGAUCUGAUGUGUGGCAAGGUUACGACUGAGGCGACGCAGGUGAUCAGAUGGAACAAGUUAAUGUUCAAUUCAUGGAAGGCAACAAGAGAAAAGUAUAGAAUCAUAUAUAUUUAAUGUGUAAUUGGCUGUCAUGUACUACAUUGCCUAUGGGAGGGGUUGAGACUAUCUGCUGCAUGUUUCUCAUUUAAAUAUGUACCCUGCACUGCCAAGAUGAGAGACUUCGAUCCUAAAGUACUGACUGAACGGAGUUUUUGUCUGUGGAGGUUCUUUACUGUUGCCCCGUGAUGCUGUCAUGCUGUGGACAGUGUUACACGUGUUUCCUCUUCCUCCCCCUCCCCCAAAUUGCCAAAGACAUGUGAACUGUUGAGUUUUGAGUCUCGUGUCGGUGAUGACGGCAUCACGUCACCUCGGCCCUUACUCAUUUUGAGAGUAUUCCUGACAAUGCCGUCAUCUUUAUUUUGAAACGUGAGUCACCGCUGGAGGAGACACUGUAUAUCUGAGGGUGGCUUUGUCUUUAUCCUGAUCAUGAACGGCAUGCUGACAACAGGAAAAUAAACCCGCAUCCAUCUUGGGGCGAUCCCUGGCCUUCCCUGCUGGUCUGUCUUGUCUACCUGUUUUGCAGAAUGCUGCUGGACGGCCAGGGAUCAUCAGCACCAGCUGGAAGCAUGUGGGCCUAGUGCUCCCAGUCUUUAAAACAGGCUGUUCCCCAGUUGAUGGAAAUGAACUGUUUGUAACCUGUUUGUAUCCAGUGGAGACUGUUAAGAAUAAAUUCAGUUCCUCCUGCAUCUGUAGUCCGCCUCCCCUCCUCUGCGGCGGCUUGCUGACCCGGGCUCUGGCCGUCUGAACUGCACCAUUGACACACCACAGACUCAACUGUUGAUUUCAAUUUACAAUGACCCUCAUGUGCCCCAUUACCCAAUGCAGAGAUUUGGCUUGUUAAGACUCUUAGCCUCAUAACAGUUGGCCUGUUGUCUGACUUGUUGCACACCAUGUAUUAAUCUUCACUACAGUUGCCACAACGUGAUUUGAUAAACCCUAUGCUGCAU
Messenger RNA from Lampris incognitus (smalleye Pacific opah), 4638 nucleotides. RefSeq names its product TAM41 mitochondrial translocator assembly and maintenance homolog (gene tamm41). The record is from RefSeq and is a predicted model, not a curated record. Gene Ontology annotation, cellular component: mitochondrion. Gene Ontology annotation, molecular function: phosphatidate cytidylyltransferase activity. The coding region runs from base 506 to 1537 and encodes 343 amino acids. Lineage: Eukaryota; Metazoa; Chordata; Actinopteri; Lampriformes; Lampridae. Gene Ontology annotation, biological process: cardiolipin biosynthetic process; CDP-diacylglycerol biosynthetic process. The transcript has 8 exons.